This is a messenger RNA of Salvelinus fontinalis (brook trout), 7200 nucleotides long. RefSeq lists its product as uncharacterized. Gene Ontology annotation, molecular function: catalytic activity. The record is from RefSeq and is a predicted model, not a curated record. The coding region runs from base 1331 to 2269 and encodes 312 amino acids. The transcript is spliced from 2 exons. NCBI's taxonomy places the organism in Eukaryota, Metazoa, Chordata, Actinopteri, Salmoniformes, Salmonidae.
UGUGUGUGUGUGUGUGUGUGUGUGAUGACGUUGGAUGGUAUGUGAGAACAGAAAGACCCUUCAUUAUAGUACUACUACUAUUAUUACCCACAGUGUACACGCAGCUCACAGAAGGAAAAUUACAUAGGGAGGUUUAACUUAAAAGCCUUGUAUAGUUUAACAGUACCUUGUGCUAAAAAUAUUCCCACAAUGACAUAUAUUUUACACUGAUAUUAUAGUAAAAUCCUAAACACACUUGGGAUUAUGAUGAGGGAGGAAGACUGCAAUUGUGAUUGAACACAAAGCAGAUGCCACAAAACGACAAACACGUGUCAGACAUCCAAAUCCUCACUAACACAUACUUCCAAGAUGGCGUAGCAGUCAGACGUCUUUGUCUUUGUCUUGUCUCAUGUAUAUAUCCUUGUCUUCGCAUUCUUUUUUAUAUUUUUCUUAAACCUCAACUUCAAAAUACUCUCCUGCAACCCGGCUCACCCAAUGUUUUGAGGAUCUGUUUUUUCCCCCUAAAGUAUUUCUAUUUACCUCCGAAAUGGAAUACCUCAACUGAAGCAAGCUAGCUAACUAGCUACCAGAUGUCAGCUAUCAGUCAGCUAACCACUGCUAGCGGUCAUCAACUAACCGUUAGCUCGGAAAGCUCUCGCCAGUUCGUACAACGCGUUUCAAACCAGAGCAUACCGGACUUAUUUCUCUCUCCAUAUCCCCGGAUUCCUACAGCAAAUUCUGAACCUUUUCAUCUGGAUUAUCGCAGCAAGCUAACCGCACCCCGGGUUGACUACUCCUGGCUAACGUUUACGUCCCGGAGCAAGCACCAACUAGCCUGGAGCUAGCCCAUGCUAGACCCAUCUCCCGGCUAGGGCUCCUGGGCUACUCCUGAAGCCCACUCCUCAGCUACAAUAUCCGGACCCAUUCUACUGCCGGUACGGGGCACGGAACCCCGCCGAUCCUUCACGCCUGGAAAACCGACAUAAUCUGCCCGAGGAUCACAACAGGCCACUCAGGCGGGACGUCCCCUGAAGGCCCAUUCUGCUAACCGCAGCCUGCUAACUAUCUAGAGCAUAUUGGACUGUUAGCUGAUCCACCGGCCAGUUUCUUGGACCACUAUACCCAUUUUGCCAAUUGGACUUGGACCCCUCUGCUAUUUGGAACACUACUAAUUCCACGACUGAUCUAUCGACGCCACCGCACGAGGAAGCAAAAACAGACGUUCCCCCAUCGCCAGGUCCAUUUAAGGCCCUUAUGUAAGCUUGCUAGCCCCGGCCUGCUAAAUGUCUGAAUCGCCGUGUCCCCAGCCAGCCCAACCACUCACUGGACCCAUACAAUCACUUGGCUACGCAUGCCUCUCCCUAAUAUCAAUAUGCCUUGUCCAUUACUGGCCUGGUUAGUGAUUAUUGUCUUAUUUCACUGUAGAGCCUCUAGCCCUGCUCAAUAUGCCUUAACCAACCAUGUUGUUCCACCUCCCACAUAUGCGAUGACAUCACCUGGUUUAAACGUCUCUAGAGACUAUAUCUCUUUCAUCAUUAGUCAAUGCCUAGGUUUACCUCCAAUGUACUCUCUUCCUAUCAUACCUUUGUUUGUACAUUAUGUCUUGAAUCUAUGCUAUCGUGCCCAGAAACCUGCUCCCUUUACUCUCUGUUCCGAACGUGCUAGACGGACAGUUCUUAUAGCCUUUAGCCGUACCCUUACCCUACUUCUCCACUGUUCCUCUGGUGAUGUAGAGGUUAAUCCAGGACCUGCAGUGCCUAGCUCCACUCCUACUCCCCAGGUGCUCUCAUUUGUUGACUUCUGUAACUGUAAAAGCCUUGGUUUCAUGCAUGUUAACAUUAGAAGCCUACUCCCUAAGUUUGCUUUAUUCACUGCUUUAGCACAAUCUGCCAACCCGGAUGUCUUAGCCGUGUCUGAAUUCUGGCUUAGGAAAACCACCAAAAACACUGAAAUUUCCAUCCCCAACUAUAACAUUUUCCGCCAAGAUAGAACUGCCAAAGGGGGUGGUGUUGCAAUCUACUGCAGAGAUAGAACUCAGCAGGCUAUCUUACUAUCCAGGUCUGUACCAAAACAAUUUGAGCUUCUACUUCUACAAAUUCACCUUUCCAGAAACCCUCCACCCUCUGCCCCCAGCUGUGCCCUGGACACCAUAUGUGAAUUGAUUGCCCCCCAUCUAUCUUCUGAGCUCGUGCUGCUAGGUGACCUAAACUGGGACAUGCUUAACACCCCGGCCAUCCUACAAUCUAAGCUUGAUGCCCUCAAUCUCAAAUUAUCAACAAAUUAUCAAUGAACCUACCCGGUAAAACCCCAAAUCCGUAAACACGGGCACCCUCAUAGAUAUCAUCCUAACUAACUCGCCCUCCAAAUACACCUCUGCUGUUUUCAACCAAGAUCUCAGCGAUCACUGCCUCAUUACCUGCAUCCGUAAUGGGUCUGCGGUCAAACGACCACCCCUCAUCACUGUCAAACGCUCCCUAAAGCACUUCAGUGAACAGGCUUUCUAAUCGACCUGGCCCGGGUAUCCUGGAAUGACAAUGACCUCAUCCCGUCAGUAGAGGAUGCCUGGUUAUUCUUUAAAAGUGCCUUCCUCACCAUCUUAAAUAACAUGCACAUUUCUGGCCUGCUGGAGGUCAUUUUGCAGGGCUCUGGCAGUGCUCCUCCUUGCACAAAGGCGGAGGUAGCGGUACUGCUGCUGGGUUGUUGCCCUCCUACGGCCUCCUCCACGUCUCCUGAUGUACUGGCCUGUCUCCUGGUAGCGCCUCCAUGCUCUGGACACCACGCUGACAGACACAGCAAACCUUCUUGCCACAGCUCGCAUUGAUGUGCCAUCCUGGAUGAGCUGCACUACCUGAGCCACUUGUGUGGGUUGUAGACUCCGUCUCAUGCUACCACUAGAGUGAAAGCACCGCCAGCAUUCAAAAGUGACCAAAACAUCAGCCAGGAAGCAUAGGAACUGAGAAGUGGUCUGUGGUCACCACCUGCAGAACCACUCCUUUAUUGGGGGUGUCUUGCUAAUUGCCUAUAAUUUCAACUUUUUGUCUAUUCCAUUUGCACAACAGCAUGUGAAAUUUAUUGUCAAUCAGUGUUGCUUCCUAAGUGGACAGUUUGAUUUCACAGAAGUGUGAUUGACUUGGAGUUACAUUGUGUUGUUUAAGUGUUCCCUUUAUUUUUUUGAGCAGUGUAUUUUUUUAACACACGUAUAGCAUCUGGUGAUGUGUAUAAAAACGCACAUAUGUAUACCAAAGAAAGACACACUCUUCAAAAAGUGUGUGCGUGCAUAUGUGUGCAUGUGUGUCACUAGAAAGAGACAACCUGGCCAGUCAGGGCCAGGGGUAAUAGUUUCAUUUACAGAGCCAGAAAAAUCAACGUGUCCGGGGACUAUGAUGGAGAACUGCUUCCAGUUUCACCAGAGCUGACCACACCACUGAUAUCUCCAUCGGCAGGCAAGUCACUCUACCCUUAACAGCUGAUUUAGGAUCAGUUCUUCCUAACCCAAACCUGACCCAAUCCAUUAUGAGCUAAACAACUACUGACUCCGGAUCAGGAUGUUAGACGUCUGUUUAGACUUAGAGAGGAGAGCUAAGAUUGGAGGGAGGGUCUGUGAAAGCAAUGCCAGACGAAUAGGCAUCUCCUCCUAGCUCAGUCCUGAUGGUAGGCCUCAUCACAUAUGCUCCUCAUUAGGACUCAAUCGUGUUUUGGCCUCUUAGAGCUGCAUGGGGAAUUCAUGCCAACUGAAAUCACUAUCCGCUGUCGUCAGCCUCCUCCUGAUUUCAUUAAAGGGUUGGCGUCCCAUACUGUACUGUAUGCCCCACACACUCCUUAGAUCACUGCAGACCCUUUAGAAAAGGAACUCAGGCAGGAAAUCCAACACUGUCUUCAUACAAUAUUAAUUCAUAGAAUUUUCAGUAAAAUGAUAAUUUAUCUCAAUCAAGUUCUGAGUUGAGCAAACAAGACACUGGAAUAAAAAAGAGUAACACAUGGUUUCCGUGGAAAGAGAAAUGUUGACCACUGGUGUCAGCAAUUCCAGGCAAACAAAAGCUGAGACUUGGGCAAACAUGUCAAAGUGAUUUAAUUGGUACUUUAAGCUCAUUCAAGGUCUGAAACUAGGCAAGAGUUUGCAAAUCAUCAAAGCCAAAAAGGAAUACCAUGACAUUGUGAAAUGUAAAUACAGAAUAAUUUGACACUCACAUGUAUUACACACACAUGUACAAUUAACAAGUGUGUCUGCACUACCCUCAGUGUUCAGUCAACUGAGGAAAGGGGUAUUUUAAAUAGGGUCAUAGGUCAUUUGACCACUCCACUGUUGACAUGGAGUAAACCAUUUACAAGACAAGUGUCCAUUCAUGAUUUAUGCAUGAGACUCUCCUCCUCAUAUUAGCCCACAUUUCCAUGCUUCUUCAUAUACAACUUCUUAAUAUUGAGUUGCACCCCCUUUUUCCCUUAGAACAGCCUCAAUUCGUCAGGGCAUGGACUCUACAAGUUGUCGAAAGCAUUCCACAGGGAUACUGGACCAUGUUGACUCCAAUGCGUCCCACAUUUGUGCCAAGUUAAAAUGGUCCAAACAAACAUGGAGUCGUGAAGUAGACCUCAAUGCCUCUUCCCCCUCAGGAGGACCUCUAUAUCAGGCGGUGUGAAAAGGCCCGGAAAAUCGUCAAAGACCCCAACCACCCAAGCCAUAGACUAUUAUCUCUGCUGCCGCAAGGCAAGAGGUAACGGUGCAUCUAGUCUGACACCAACAGGCACUUGAACAGCUUCGAUCCCCAAGCAAUACGACUGAUAAAUAGCUAACAAAAUAGCUACACGGACUGAGUUUACCUUGUAUCUUUAUUGAACUUUUAUUUCAGUAUUUGCACUGUCUCUAUGCACACUCACAGGGCCCUACAAACAGUCACUCCAACACACACACACAAACACUCACUCCAUCAUUUGCUCAGUCACACAUAAUGUGCAAAUAUAUUUAUACUGACUCUACACAUCCGCACACCCACUCACUUGCAAGCUGCUGCUACUCUGUUGAUCUUAUAUCCUGACGCCUAGUCUCCUUAACCAUAUGCAUAUCUACCUCAAUCACUCCAGUAUCCCUGCACAUGUAAAUAUGGUAUUGGAACUGAUUUCUAUAUAUAGUAUGCUUACUUACUUAUUUUUGUAUUUCAUAUAUCCUACUCUUAUUUCUCAUGUUUUUUUCUAGUAAUACAUUAUUAUUGCAUUGUGUGUUUUGAGUUGGCAAGAAAGGCAUUUCACUGUACUGCAUGUGACAUUAAACCUUGAAAGUUGGCUGGAUGUCGUUUUGGGUAGUAACACACGGGGUAUGGUAGUAGAUACACACAGGAAACUGUUGAGCGUGAAAAACCCAGCAGCGUUGCAGAUCUUGACACACUCAAACUGGUGCGCCUGGCACCUACUACCAUACCCCGUUCAAAGGCAGUGAAAUCUUCUGUCUUGCCCAUUCACCCUCUGAAUGGAGCUCAUUAACAAUCCAUUAAAAAUCCUUAUUUAACCCAUCUCCUCCCAUUCAUCUACACUGAUUAAAGUGGAUUUAACAGGUGACCUCAAUUAGGGAUCAUAGCUUCACCUGGAUUCACCUGGUCAGUCCAUUUGAUGGAACGAGUAGUUCCUAAUGUUUUGUACACUCAGUGUAUAUAGAUCAGGGAUGCAAACUGGUGAGGGCCCAAAAAGGUGACACUUUUUUUUUUGCACUGAAACAUGCAGAAAAUCCCUGCUAGGGGGAAAUGCAGGUUUUAACUAAUUAAACAAAUAAUAUGAUCAGUCUGUGUGUGUAACAUAAAAAGUGGUUAAUGUGAACCUAACUCACAGCUAAACAAUUGUAUUUGUUGCCUAGACUUUACUGAAAAUGACACUCAAGUCUUGAGAAUAAACAAUACAUUAAUAUUGCAGUUAGCCAGACUUCCUGUCUGGGUUGGCGCCCCCCCUUGGUUGUGCUGUGGUGGAGACCUUUGUGGGCUAUACUCGGCCUUGUCUCAGGAUUGUAAGUUGGUGGUUGAGGAUAUCCCUCUAGUGGUGUGGGGGCUGUGCUUUGGCAGAGUGGGUGGGGUUAUAUCCUUCCUGUUUGGCCCUGUCCGGGGGUUUCUUCGGAUGGGGCCACAGUGUCUCCUGACCGCUCCUGUCUCAGCCUCCAGUAUUUAUGCUGCAGUAGUUUAUGUGUCGGGGGGCUAGGGUCAGUUGGUUAUACCUGGAGUACUUCUCCUGUCUUAUCCAGUGUCCUGUGUGAAUUUAAGUAUGCUCUCUCUAAUUCUCUCGUUCUCUCUUUCUCUCUGAGAACCUGAGCCCUAGGACCAAACGUCAGGACUACCGGGCAUGCUGACACCUUGCUGUCCCCAGUCCGCCCGGCCUUGCUGCUAUUUCAGUUUCAACUGUUUCUGCCUGCGGUUACGAAACCCCUACCUGUCCCAGACCUGCUGUUUUCAACUCUUAAUGAUCGGCUAUGAAAAGCCAACUGAGAUUUAUUCCUGAUUAUUAUUUGACCAUGCUUGUCAUUUAUGAACAUUUUGAAAAUCUUGGCUCUCUCUAAUUUUCUCCUUCUCUCUUUCUCUCGGAGGACCUGAGCCCUAGGACAAGACGUCGGGACUACCGGCCGUGGUGACUCCUUGCUGCCCCCAGUCCGCCUGGCCUUGCUGCUAUUCCAGUUUCAACUCUUCUGCCUGCGGUUAUGGAACCACUACCUGUCCCAGACCUGCUGUUUUCAACUCUUAAUGAUCGGCUAUGAAAAGCCAACUGAGAUGACCUGGGCCCUAGGACCAUGCGUCGGGACUGCCGCCCGUGGUGACUCCUUGCUGUCCCCAGUCCGCCUGGCCUUGCUGCUAUUCCAGUUUCAGCUGUUCUGCCUGCGGUUAUGGAACCGCCACCUGUCCCAGACCUGUUGUUUUUCAACUCUUAAUGAUCAGCUAUGAAAAGCCAACUGAAAAUUAUUCAUGAUUAUUAUUUGACCAUGCUUGUCACUUAUGAACAUUUUUGAACAUCUUGGCAUAGUUCUGUUAUAAUCUCCACCCGGCACAGCCAGAAGAGGACUGGCCACCCCUCAUAGCCUGGUUCCUCUCUAGGUUUCUUCCUAGGUUUUGGCCUUUCUAGGGAGUUUUUCCUAGCCACCGUGCUUCUACACCUGCAUUCUAGCUGUUUGGGGUUUUAGGCUGGGUUUCUGUACAGCACUUCGAGAUAUUAUCUGAUGUACGAAGGGCUAUAUAAAAUAAAAUUGAUUGAAAUUGA